Molecule: messenger RNA, 2953 nt
Organism: Williopsis jadinii
Lineage: Eukaryota; Fungi; Ascomycota; Saccharomycetes; Phaffomycetales; Wickerhamomycetaceae
Gene: POL5
Product: DNA-directed DNA polymerase
Exons: 2
Coding region: 32-2953 (973 amino acids)
Biological process (GO): regulation of DNA-templated transcription
Cellular component (GO): nucleolus
Molecular function (GO): rDNA binding; transcription factor binding
Source: RefSeq, a predicted model, not a curated record
GUGUACUGUUUGUUUGCAUUCGUGUGGUGUGAUGGUUGUCUCGAGAGAUUAUUACUACGCCCUGGCGAGCGACAGAGAGGACGAGCGCAUCAAAGCUGCGGUUCAGCUGAUCAACGAUUUGAAUAGCGAGGAUCAAGUCGACGAAUGGGAGUACGCCAUCAAGAGACUCAUUAAGGGAUUGGCGUCCUCAAGAGCCUCCGCAAGGAUUGGCUUUUCCACUGCACUGACCGAGAUUAUCAACAUUAGGUACUCAAAGGGGCUGCUCUCCUUGAACGAGUUGAUAUCGCUGAUUAAUGAACACACCAAGAUCUCCAGCUCGAUGAAUGGACGCGAAGAACGUGCCUCGCUAUUCGGGAAACUGUUUGGUUUACAGUGUAUUUCAAACGACAACUCAGGAAUUCUCACGUCGGAGAAGUUGUCAUUGGAGGACUUCAAACUGUUUAUCGAUAACUUGAUCGAUCUGUCAUGCACAAAGUCUUGGAUCAGAGAACCGUGUUUAUUCACCGUGUUCAACAUCCUAAGAGUCAUAAGAUCCGAGGAAUUCAUUGUCUAUAUUUUCACCAAAAUCGAUUCAAACAAGCUAUCACUGACAACAGAGGGCCUGGCAUUGUUCCUGGCACUGCCGAGAUGCUCAAGAGUGGAAAUCUUGUCAAAAGUUGAGUUCCAAAAUUCCACCUGGAACGAAUUAGAUCCAUUGAACAAUACCAAUAUAACAACGCUUGCAAAGGUGUUAAAAGAUGUGUCAUCUGCAGAUCCUGAAGAUGAAGAUAACAAAAAUAAGAAGAAAAAGGGCUCCUGGUCUCCAAGAUUACACUUUGUUUGGCAAUUGAUCGUUAAUGAACUGACUUCAUCCCCGACAGAAGAUCAAGAUGAAGAAACGGUUGAAGAACAGGUUAAAGAUUCUAAGAAGAGACAAAAACACGAUAAAAAGUCUCAAAAGUCUAAGAGGGUCAAGUCUUCUCGUCCGGAUCGUAUUCAAGUGCAAGAGUUUUGGAAAAUUAUCAUCGAUGAAGGGUUCUUCUCAGAAAAGUCUUCGAAUGAGAGAAAAUAUUGGGGUUUCGAAGUGUUUGAACUGUUGUUCAAAAGCACCACAACGGAAUCAACUAGUUGUCUCUUUACUCAAAAUUUCAUGAGAACAUUGAUAAACCACUCAUCAGAUUCAAAUAGAAUGUUGAAUAAGAUUGCUAAGAAAACAUUGAACUUGAUAACACAGGUUUGUCAAUCUCAGACUGGAAAGACAAUACCAACUCUGGAUAGCUUGAUCGUUGGUCCAUUUGGCAAUUUGAACUUUGAUAGAUUAACAAAGUCUAAAACUGUGGAAUCCUUAAUUGGCUCAACUUUGGAUAACGAUAAACUGGCAGAUAUAUUCAUCAACGUUUUGAAUACCAGGGAUGAUGUAAAGGAAAAGAAAUGGGCCAUUGAUCAACUGUUACACUUGGUUCGUUCAAAGAAGACGCAAUUGGAGAAGAACCCAGACGUUGAAUGGAUUGAUCGUAUCUUACAAACUUUGAUCCAAAGGGCUUAUUUCAAAGUAGCCGAAGUGAGAGAAGGUGAAGAAGAUCCAAUUGUUGAAUUUACGCAAGAGAGAUUGAACUCUAUCUUAUCAGACGUCAUAUCCAUCCAGCGUACAGAUAAUCAAACAUGGUCUUUUAAGACUUUGAGCUCGUUGUUGGAGUUGGUCGACAAAGGUUAUACUCCGUUGUUACAAUUCGACGAAGAGUUGGAAACCGUUAGAUUGAAGUCUUUGAAAAUUCUGAAAAAGAUCAGAAGCAAAAGAGAAUGUGAUCACAGUGAUACUUCAAAGUUGUUGGUUUUUGAAUUACUAUUCUCUAUGGUCAUUUUACAGUUAUACUCUGGUGAUGCUGAUUCUGUUAGCACUUUACAAGAAUUGCAGGAUUAUUAUUACAAAUUGAAAAACAAUAAUGAUGAAGAUGAAGACCAGCAGGAUAGUACACUUGGUAUCGUGGAAAUAUUGAUGAACUUCUUAAGUCAAAAGAGUUCCCUCUUGAAGAAGCUCAGUCUGAUAAUUUGGGGAAACUGGUGUGAUAAGGUUAACUUGGAUGGUUUACAAUUGUUGUUUGAUGUUUUGGUUACAAAAGAGAAUAAAGAGGGCCAAAAAGCACUGUUUGAAGGUGAGGAUGAGUUUGAAUCCGAAUCCGAAUCCGAAUCCGAAUCCGAAUCCGAAUCCGAAUCUGAAUCUGAACCAGAAUCCGAAUCUGAAGAUGAGACUUCAAACGAAAAAGUUGCUGAGGUUGAAAAGAAGACUAAUGAGGCCUUAGCGGAAGCAUUGAGAAUCCCACAUAACGGUGAAGUGAUUCUCUCAUCAGAUGGUGAAGAAGAUGAUUUUUCAGAUGAAUCUAUGGAUGAUGAACAAAUGAUGGAGAUUGAUGGCCAGCUAUCCAAGAUCUUCCAACAACGUCGUGACGCAUUGAACCAAGUCCAAACUGGUAACAAACGUAAGCAGGAGAAGGUUGAUGCCAAGGAGAGUAUUGUACUAUUCAAACACCGUGUUGUUGACCUCAUUGAUAUCUUUGUGAAGAAUAACCCAAGCAGUGAACUCAUUGUGGACACAGUCUCUCCAUUAUUGAAGGCCCUCAAGCUAACAAUGGAUAAGUCCCUUGGUGUGAAGAUUCAUAAGUUGUUGAAGAACAGAAUCUGCAAAAGCAAACCAAAUGUUCAAGAGGAAGAUAAGGAACAGUUGCUUGAGUUGCUUAAAUCUAUCCACGGAGAUGCACUGAGAACUUCUAAUACGAACGAUUUCAAUCUCAGCUCUUCACAAUGUUCUAUCUUCAUCGCUAAACAGAUCAUCGCCAUUGAUCAAGAUUCCAUGGACUCAAUCAUAGAUCUAUAUGCGACGUUGAUGAAGCAUUGGUGGAAGAAGAAAAACGCAAGACUGACAAGCUCCAUUUUCUUUGACUUCAUCAACUGGAUGAACUCGAAGAGAUCUAAUUAA